Molecule: messenger RNA, 237 nt
Organism: Exophiala aquamarina CBS 119918
Lineage: Eukaryota; Fungi; Ascomycota; Eurotiomycetes; Chaetothyriales; Herpotrichiellaceae
Product: 30S ribosomal protein S26e
Exons: 2
Coding region: 1-237 (78 amino acids)
Biological process (GO): translation
Cellular component (GO): cytosolic small ribosomal subunit; ribosome
Molecular function (GO): structural constituent of ribosome; mRNA binding
Source: RefSeq, a predicted model, not a curated record
AUGGUUGAAUCCGCCGCCAUUCGUGAUAUCUCCGACGCCUCCGUCUUCGCCGACUACGCCGUCCCCAAGAUGUACCUGAAGUUGCAAUACUGCGUCUCGUGCGCCAUCCACGGCAAGAUCGUGCGUGUCCGAUCGAGAGAAGGUCGCCGCAACCGCGCCCCUCCCCCAAGAAUCCGGUACAACAAGGACGGAAAGAAGGUCAACCCUCAACAGGCCGCUAAGACUCCUCAGGCAUAA